AUGUGGUGUUCUGGAACGGGUAAACUGUCUUGGGAGCCUGUGAUGUCCUUGCCAGGUUUUGUCCGUUACGUGUCGGCUGAAAUGCUACGUUGUGGUCACAGAAGGUUGACCGUCUUUUGCGUUAGGUUUCAGGUCACAGUUGAGGCAUCUGAAAAAGGUUGUUCCAAAAAAGAAUUCAUCCAUCUACUCCGUAAACUUGAGGAGAGAUAA
Pochonia chlamydosporia 170 is the source of this 210-nucleotide messenger RNA. RefSeq lists its product as hypothetical. The record is from RefSeq and is a predicted model, not a curated record. The transcript has a single exon. Lineage: Eukaryota; Fungi; Ascomycota; Sordariomycetes; Hypocreales; Clavicipitaceae. Bases 1 to 210 code for a protein of 69 amino acids.